UUGUGAAGUAGUGGAACCUAGAAUAAGUUAAUAACACAAGGGGUGUUCGGUAAGCGCUUUAAAAUGCUGUAGGAUCUCUCUACAGUCCAGAUUCUUUCUAAAACACAUUUUUUUUCUAAUCAUGUUUUGUAAAAUGUUUUUAAAGUUACAGAUUUUUUUUUCUUUCUUGUUUAUUUUUGGGUGUAGAAAGCAAUAAAUCUAGAGCACAUAUUUUUGGUUUUAGAAAAUUUAUAUGUAAAUCAUUAAACUUUAAAAAAUCUACAACUAUAAUCUUACAACAAAAUCAUUUACCGCAACACAAAAAAGUCUACAGUUUUAAUGCUAUAGCAAAAAAAAUAUAAAGGUACAAUUCAUUAUAAUCAAACUCUUUAAUACAUGAAUGGUUAAAAACUUAAAAUCAAUGUAUUUUUGAAAUCGCUGCGAAUCUUAAAUUCUAGUUGAAAACAAAAAAACGACUCAAAUCAAAUUUAUUCGUUUAUCUUAGUUAUGACAACACAAAGAUCAUAUUUAGUAUGUCAGUUUCUAAAAUUAAUGUCUCUUAAAAAACAUCUUGAAUUUAAACUUCUAACUCAGAAAAAGAAUAUGACUCAAAUCUAAAUUUUUCAUUUAUCUUAAAUCUAAAUUCUUUACAUAUAAAAGGUAAAAACCAACGAUAAUACUAAAGCUGUAACUGGAUUGACCAUUUUUGGAAUGGAAUGCUUUGGAAUGAUCAAUUCCAUCAUUCCAUAAAAAAAUUUACCAUUUAACAUAAAUGGAAUGGAAUGGAAUGCUCAUUCCCAUCAAUUUCAAAAAUAUCUAUCCAAAAUACAAAGCAAAAUAUUUCAAAACAAUUUUGAUAAGGAAUAGAUGGAAUGAAUUCAUUCCAUUUUUCUACUGCAUUCCAUUCAUCUUAUUCCAUUCCUUUAUAUUUCAUGUAUUCCUUUUUUUAUUUACCAGUUACAGCCUAAAAGAUAAGUCUUAACCGAAAAAGAAAUAAAGCAAAACCAUUCACAAUGUUUAUCUUUAUAUACUUAAUAUAACUAAAAAAAUAUCUAGAAUGUUUCUAAAUACUUACUAUAAUAUUAAAGUCUUCUGUUAUUUUUGUCAUCCCUUAAAUUUUUCUGUUAUUUAAAAGGAAAUAAAUUAUUUGAUUCUAUCAACAGUUAUACAUUCCACGUUUCAACAAUGGAAUUAAAUGAACAAAUUAAGUAUAUGUUGACUCUUUUUUAAGAAAAGAAAAGAAAGACAAAAACCCUCCUCGGGGGGGGCUUUUAAAUGCAACGACCACCAAAGUCUCUCUCUCUCUCCCACAUCGUCACGCUCACUCACGCUCCUAUGGAAGAAAUCUCCUCCUCCUCCUCAUCAGAACCUCCUCCUCUCUUCUCCUGUUUCAUCGCUCUAUGCACUCUGAUUCUCAUCUACUCUCCUGAUGACUCCCUUCGAAUCUUCCUCUCCCCUGUUCUUCUCAUCUCCGGAGCCCUUCUCUUCUCUCUCGAACGCCUCGGAUCCACCCGAGAACCGCUUACCCGACCCGGGAAAAGCAAAGAACGAGAAGUUAAGACCGAAGAAGAAUCUGAUGUUUUGUUUGAUGUUUAUUCCUUGUCCGAAGCCAAACAAGAUUCCGACACAAGACACGAGUUUGUGGAGUGGGAUUUGAGAGCGCCAUUGGAGGUGAUUCACGAAGCCUAUGACGAAGACGAAGACGAAGAAGAGGAUCCGACCCGGUUUAGGGAACUCGAGAGGUACCCGUCGUUGUCGCUCUGUUACCCGGAAUCAGAUUCUGGAUCGGAUUCGGAUUCUUCUUCGGAGUUUACUUUUCCGGAGAUGAGUAGCUGGAUGUCGCCGGAGAAAAUGGGAUACAGGUGGGAGGAGGACGAUGGAGCAGCCGGUUUGAUAGAGAUUAAACUCGACGUUGAUGAGUAUAAGAAGAAGAAGAUGAGUAAACAGAAUCAAACAGAGAUGGAUUUUCAUGCAGAGGAGGAAGGUUUGAUCGAGAUCGAUCUUUCUCCAUGAUCAUGUGAAUUAUUAUUUUUAUUUUUAUUUUUUGCUUCCAAAUUCUAUAACAACUUCAAUGUUCUAAAAAAAAGGUUCCAUAACGAUUUUGCGGAUCAGAAAGAAAGAAAAAUCAACAGUAUGGAUUGGCUCAUUUCUAUACGAGUGUCAUGUAUUAUACAAUUUGUGUGAGGAUUAGUUCAAUUUUUGAACUUUUACAAAAGAUUCGAACUCUAAUUUUGCUACGGCGUUUGUGACAAA
This is a messenger RNA of Brassica rapa (field mustard), 2232 nucleotides long. RefSeq lists its product as uncharacterized. NCBI's taxonomy places the organism in Eukaryota, Viridiplantae, Streptophyta, Magnoliopsida, Brassicales, Brassicaceae. The record is from RefSeq and is a predicted model, not a curated record.